AAGAAAAUUAAAUUUCCCAACUUCCCCCAACCCCACCUCUAACUCCCUUUACAAGCUGCUACUGCAAACUAGAAAAGCAAAUAGUAUAUUAUAUAAGUAACAUUCUAUAAGUCUCUCUCUCUCUCUAAGUUAUAGCAAAAUGGAGUUUCAAAACUUUUGCUUGGUAUGCAUCUCGAUGCUUAUUCUAUUGAAUUUUGCAGAGUGUGAUGUAAAGGAAGAUAGAGAAAAAUGUGAAAAUCAACUAAUAGGGCUGGCAACAUGCCUGCCCUAUGUGACCGGGGAGUCCAAGGCCCCCGCGAGCGAUUGUUGCACUGGCUUCAAACAAGUCUUGAGAGAUAGCCGCGAGUGCAUCUGCAUUUUGAUCAAAGAUCGAAACGACCCGAGUCUAGGGUUCAAGAUCAACGCCACCCUCGCCCUCUCCCUCCCCGCCAAAUGCAAGGCCCCCGUCAACGAGUCCAUCACAGAGUGUCCAACUCUUCUUCAUCUACCACCAAAUUCACCGGAUGCUAAGGUGUUUGAUGAUUUUGCAAAGAGUGCUAGCAAAAGCAACACCACAACUACUACUCCUACCGCAAGCUCGUCGAGUGAUUCAUCUGCAUCGACAACUGCUAAUGAAAAGAGUGACGGAGGAGAGAAGAAGAUCUUGAUAGAGGCUCAAAGGGUUGUAGGAGUAUUCAUAGCUAUGGGUGCACUUCACAUUUUCAUGAAUCGUUAAUGUCGAAAGAGUGUUUUUGUUUAUCAUUUGCAUAAUUUUUCUCCUUUAUUUUAUCUUACUUUGCAUAACAAUGUCAAGGGUGAGGUUAGCUUAGAUAUUUAGGUUGUUUUUAAAUGUUUUUAUAUUAGAGAAUACCUUUGUAAUAUUAUUCUUAUGUUUUGAGAAUAAAUAAAUAGUGGGAGCCCUUAUUGUCAAA
Messenger RNA from Salvia miltiorrhiza (redroot sage), 911 nucleotides. Its product is annotated as non-specific lipid transfer protein GPI-anchored 14-like. The transcript has 3 exons. Lineage: Eukaryota; Viridiplantae; Streptophyta; Magnoliopsida; Lamiales; Lamiaceae. The record is from RefSeq and is a predicted model, not a curated record. Gene Ontology annotation, biological process: lipid transport. Gene Ontology annotation, molecular function: lipid binding. The coding region runs from base 140 to 715 and encodes 191 amino acids.